UAAACCAAAAAACCGAUUGGGACCCGAACCCGAAAGUAUAUUGGGUUGUACCGGUUCUUUGAAGAUUCACUAACCCCGACCCGAACCCGAUAGAACCCGAACCGGUCCCGAACCGAACUUUCAUAUAAACCGAAUGGGGCUGAUUUUGAUGAACCCGAAAAACUAAAAUCCGAUUGGAUAAAACCGAAACCCGAUUGGGACCCCGAAUGCCCAGGCACUGUGCCGCUUUCGGUUUGUUCCUUUGUUGGUGUAUAGUUGUUGUUGUUUCUGAUUUCCGCUACUUGUUAUCUAUGUAUCGUCUGUCAAAAAUUGAAAAUGGUAAUAAUAAUUUAAUAUUUUUACCAAAAAAAAAAAAAAAUAUACUUUUAGUGAUGAACUAUUGCAAUUUUUGGUGAUGAACCAUUGCAAUUAUUGGUGAUUGUAAUUUUUGGUAUUAAUCAUUGCAACUUUUGGUGUUAACCAACUCUUGCAACAUUUGAUGUUAACCAACUAUUGCAACAUCUAGUCUUCUAUAUAAGAAGUUGUGGAUAUUGACAAAUCAUAACAAAAUAAAUCACAAUAAUUUGAUAAGUUUUCGCAUUAUAAGAAUUGUGUAUUUUCAUUAAAAUUGAGAUUAUAAUAUCUUAAUAAGUGUCUUUAUUAGUUUUAAAAGUUUUAUCUUCUCAUUAUAAGAAUUGUGUCUUUUUGUAAAAUAAUGAGAUUGGUAUUGUGUUUGUAGUGUACGAUAUCGCACGGUUCUUUACCUAGUACUCUUAAUGUUCCACUCUACAUUCAAGCCAUAAAAAUGUUUUAAAAAACCUUUCAGCAUUACAUUCCAUGACAGAUUAAUUUGCACAAUAACUGUGAAAUCAUCUUGGGAAGCAAUCCAAGUCAAAAAUACAAAAAAGUUUACAUACUGAACAUAUUUGAAAACGUUGAGAGAGGAAAAGGGAGUCGGCUUAGGAUAAGAGUUUUAGUUGUAAAACUUGUAAUGGAGCUUUUAUUGAACUUUUAAUGGGCCGUAUAUUUGCUAUAUGUGUUUACGUUCUCUUGUGCAGAAGAAGAACUUGUGUGUUUCCAUCGGCUCAUUUGUGCAGAAGAAGAGCUCCAAAAAUACAAACCGAACACGCCCAAAUAAGCUUGAGUUAACUACAAUCUUCUCACCUUCAAUCUUUUCAACUCAACUAUAUGAGUCUAUGACCACCAAAAUUCAUACUUUCAUGUUCAAAUUCCAUAGUUUUGAUAUUUCCUAAAAAAACCUGAGAAGAUGUAUAAGUUUGAUUCAUUCCCAGCAAAACGAUACAAGCAAGGUUUGGUUUAAGAUGUUUUGUAAUUUCAUUCAUAAGUAGUACAUCACUCUCCACUAUCACUUGUGUUAUUGUUUAGUCCUUUUAAUUAAGGUUUGUUUUAGGAAUACUAUAAGUGUUAUUGUUUAGUCCUUUGUAUUGUUGCUAAAAAAAAAGGAAUACUAUGUAUUAUAUGUACCAUGGUAGCUAUUUUAUAACCAUGGUUACAUAAUGAUACGUAUAAUAUUGAUACGAGAAGGGGUUAUUGAACAGCAUUUCUUGAUAUGAUGAAAUAGAUUUAGGAUUUUGAUAAAUGAAUGCAAUAUUUUGGAUGCGUAAUGAAUGCAUCUCUCUCUCACCAGCUCAAUGGGACAACUAAGACUUGUCUUCGGUGUCGCAUAGGCCAACACACAAUCCGUGAAUUCUAUUUUCAGUCAUAAUUGCUUCUCUUUUAACGCUCUAGUGUUUACAUAUUUAUUUAUAUUGUGAUGUUCUUAGAGUAUACUAGCCUAACUCAUGCCGAAUUGAAAACCUAGUUAACUCAAUAGUAACUUUAUAUUCUCUCUGAUGUUUAUUUAAGAUCUUAAAAUUAAAAAGUUUAAACAUAAACCAAACUAAAAUCCAGAUUAACACCUCUAGUCAAGGAAUUAACUAGACAUUGCUUUCAAAUAUGCGAUAUGGUCUAAAGACAAGUGGGUACUUAGAUUAAUAAUUUUGGACAAAAAUUCAUUUUUAUAAAUUUUGCUGGCUUCAGAAUUUAGAUUGAAAGGGACAUUGUGACUGAUUACUACUGUAGUUAAUACGCAGCUAGUUAUUAAUUAGUGGAGCCAAACUAAUAAAUUAUUACUAAGUUCAAAUUCUAAACAUUACACACAGCCAGAAGACGGAAGACAGAAGACACCCUAAUUUCAACAUGUGGCAAGUCGUAAUUGGGUGAGUUUCUGGUGAUGGAGGGUACGAUGCAGCCAAGAACCUAAUUUUCCCACCGUUACACUAUUAAAAAAAAAAGCUAAAAAAGCAAAAGAGGUCACGUGCGGGACCAAACAAUGACCCUUGUCUGAAUAUGAUCAUUCGUCUCCCUCUCUCCCACAAUUGUUUCUUUCUUUGUAGCAUUACACUACUUCAUCUCUGGAACGGGGAAGUGGAGUAAGUAAAACGUUGGGGUCUGCUAGUAUUGGUUUCACUGCGUUUAAAGGAAUCGUAACUCAAUUCAAAAGAAUUCGAUUUUUUUUUUGUUUUAAAGCUAAAGCUUAAAGCUAAAGUAUGGGUUGUUGAAGCUGUGUAAGAACUCUUUUUCUGGGUUUCAUUUUUCUCGUUUGGCUCCUUUGUUCGUCGAGGAGAUUAUACCAACAAAACCCCAGAAAGUUCCUAGAUUUAGAUCUUGUUUAUCAAAGCUUCUAGCUUUUUUUAUCUCUGGAUUUUCAAAAAUGGGUCUGUGUCAUUCAGUAGAUAGGAAGGAACCAGGAGAAACAAGCACCACCGCCUCAACGGCGGAGGAUGAUAUAUUAGGCUCCGGAAGGUGGCGGCGGCCGAGAGGUUACAAGGGAGGCGGCGAAAUCGAAGGGACUCAACAGGCUUUGGAUCGGUUGAUCUCGAAUGGUUCAAAUAAAGUUGCAUGUCUUUACACACAAGGCAAGAAAGGAACCAAUCAAGACGCUAUGCUCGUCUUUGAGAACUUUUGUUCGAGAGACGAUACAGUGUUUUGUGGUGUAUUCGAUGGACACGGACCAUUUGGUCAUAUGGUUGCCAAGAAAGUCAGAGACACAUUGCCCUCCACACUCUCAACACAGUUGAAAUUAGCAUCAGAGUCAGAACAAAGCGGCUUAGUGAAUGAGGAAGAAGAAGGGCAGAGAAGCGAGUCUGUUAUUACUACUAUGGAUGAGCAAUGGUGUGAGUUAAUUCCAAACGGUGAACAACUUCCAGAGAUGUAUCUGCCUCUUAAACACGCCUUGCUCAAGUCUUGUCAGCAGAUAGAUAAAGAGCUUAAAAUGCAUCCUACUAUUGAUUGUUUCUGCAGUGGAACCACUUCUGUCACUUUGAUCAAGCAGGGUGAGGACUUGGUGGUCGGAAACAUCGGUGACUCGAGAGCUGUUCUUGCCACAAGAGACAAAGACAAUGCUUUGGUCGCUGUACAACUAACCGUAGACUUAAAACCAGACCUGCCAAGUGAAUCAGCGAGAAUCCAAAAAUGUAAAGGCAGAGUCUUUGCGUUGCAAGAUGAGCCAGAGGUAGCUCGUGUAUGGUUACCAAACAGCAACUCACCUGGUUUAGCAAUGGCUCGAGCUUUUGGUGACUUCUGUCUCAAAGAUUACGGUCUUAUCUCAGUUCCAGACAUCAACUACCGCCACCUUACAGAAGAAGACCAGUUCAUCAUUCUUGCUAGCGACGGUGUAUGGGAUGUGUUAUCUAACAAAGAGGCUGUGGACAUUGUUGCUUCUGCUCCUAGUCGAAGCACAGCAGCUAGAGCUUUGGUGGACACAGCGGUUAGAUCAUGGAGAAUCAAGUAUCCAACUUCAAAGAACGAUGACUGUACUGUAGUCUGCCUCUUUCUACAAGAUUCAAGCAAUGUAGUAAAGGAUUCACACAAUGAAGACUCUGUAGAGAGUGUCAGUAUCAGUAACAAGGAGGAGGAGAUUGUUCCAGUUAAAGAGGAAAGUAUCUCUAAGAGUUGUGGGAUUGAGUCAAAGAUGAUGACAAUGACACUUGCUGAAUGUAUAUCGGUUGCACAGGAUGAUGAAGAGUGGUCUGCUUUGGAAGGGUUGACUAGGGUUAAUAGUUUAUUGAGCAUUCCAAGGUUCUUCUCUGGUGAGCUUAGAUCAACUAGUUGGAGAAAAUGGUUGUGACUUCUUUUUUUUUUUGUUUACUUGUGUGCUUCUAAGUUAAACCUACACAAACACUACACAUCAUCACCAUGUUCUUUGUUUCAUAUUCAACUUUUGUUUUUUCUUCUUCCAAUUAAUAUUUUAGACAUGUGAGAUAGUUCAUCA
Messenger RNA from Brassica rapa (field mustard), 4252 nucleotides. Its product is annotated as probable protein phosphatase 2C 18. Gene Ontology annotation, molecular function: protein serine/threonine phosphatase activity. NCBI's taxonomy places the organism in Eukaryota, Viridiplantae, Streptophyta, Magnoliopsida, Brassicales, Brassicaceae. The record is from RefSeq and is a predicted model, not a curated record. Gene Ontology annotation, biological process: protein dephosphorylation.